UUCCUCUUAUCAUUCAUCAUUCCUUUCGCCCAAAUACAGAUUCUUAUCCUAGUCUUACGCACUCGAUCUCAUUUCCUUUUACUGUUAUACAUAUGAGUACAUCAGUUCACUCUCUAACUGUUAAUAUGAAGAGGACCGCUGAUUUUGAAGUUCUCAAAUAUUUCGAUGAGGAUGGCGACGGAAAGAUUUCUCCGUCUGAGCUCCGGCACCGAAUUGGCUUGAUGGGCGGAGAGAUAUUGCAGAAAGAAGCAGAAAUGGCGAUAGAGGCUUUGGAUUCAGACGGUGAUGGGUUGCUGAGCGUGGAGGACUUGAUGGCGUUGGUAGAAGGAGGAGGAGAGAAUGAGAAGUUGAAGGACAUGAGAGAAGCUUUCAACUUGUAUGACACAGAAAGGUGUGGCUUCAUUACUCCGAAGAGCUUGAAGAGGAUGCUUGCCAAAUUGGGGGAAUCAAAGACUAUCGAUGAAUGCAAAGCCAUGAUCGCUCCGUUUGAUUUGAAUGGGGAUGGCAAGAUUAGCUUUGAAGAAUUCGUGAUCAUGAUGCAGUAAUUGAAUUUCGAUCAAAUGGUUUUGUCCGUACAGACCCUUUCUUUUCUGCUCUGUAAAACUAGACAUGUUCUUGAACUUCAAUUGCUUUAUAGCAAGAGAUUCUUUUCUUCACUGUAUAUAAUGGACAAAAAAACAAAAUGCCUGCAGUCA
Molecule: messenger RNA, 695 nt
Organism: Prosopis cineraria
Lineage: Eukaryota; Viridiplantae; Streptophyta; Magnoliopsida; Fabales; Fabaceae
Product: calcium-binding protein CML37-like
Exons: 1
Coding region: 93-545 (150 amino acids)
Molecular function (GO): enzyme regulator activity; calcium ion binding
Source: RefSeq, a predicted model, not a curated record